AUGGCAAUACAACAAAUGCAAAAUCAACAAAAGGCCACCAAGCCAGAUCCUCCAACGAUAGGAGAACUAAAAAACACAAGUGUUGUUGAGGGGUCUCCGUUGACUGUUUUUUGUCCUGUCACUGCUGGUAAUCCUUCUCAAACUACCUAUGAAUGGAUGAGAAAUGGUAAAGUAUGGAAGAGAACUCAAACAUUUACAAUAGAUACAACCUCAAGGAAUGAUGCAAUGUUCUACACAUGUAAAGUUUCCAACAGAAUGGUACAAACUGGAGAAGAACCUGUUUCUCAACCAGACACAAAAGCUUUCUAUCUGAAUGUUUGGUACAAAGCGUCAGUUAAAGAAUUCUUUAUUUUUGGACAUAAAGGAGAAACGAGCAUUGUCAUGAAUGAAAAUGAUACAGUUCCAUUUGUAUGUAACGUGGAUAGCAAUCCAGGAUCUAAUAUCUCUGUUGAUUAUAAGAAAAAUGUAUUAAAGUCGCAAACUGAUACAAAAUCACUGGCCUACUCUAUUGAAUCAGCAUCUUGUACUGACAGAGGCGAAUACAACUGUGUAGGAUUUAAUAAACACAACGAAAAUCAUUCUUCCAAACUUCUAAAUCUGCUUGUUAAUUGCUCUCCACGUCCAUCACCAUCGGUUACAUUGAAGCAGAAUGUAACAAGUGCACAGCAUAUACCAGCAGUUUUAACUUUUACAACACUGGCUUAUCCUGACCCCAACAAUGAUGCCUUUAAGUGGUACAGAUUUGAUAGCAAUGAUUGGCAGUUACUAUCAAAUAGUGGAGAAUUUCAGAUAGAAACAUCAAACCCACAGACAAACCUUACAGUCAAGGAAGUAAAUCGGACUUAUUAUGGAAUGUACAAGCUGGAAAUUAGCAAUAGUAUUGGAAACUACAGUCAGCUAUUCUACCUUGAAGCAGAAGCCAAAGACAUUCCAUCUCCAACAAAUCUUGGAUUAAUAUUAGGUGUGGUGUGUGGUGUUGUUGCCAUAACUGUACUCGGUUUUCUUGGAUUUUUAUUAGCACGAAAACUCAGAAGUGGAAAAG
This is a messenger RNA of Mercenaria mercenaria, 1042 nucleotides long. RefSeq lists its product as uncharacterized. The record is from RefSeq and is a predicted model, not a curated record. The transcript has 5 exons. Gene Ontology annotation, biological process: cell-cell adhesion. Gene Ontology annotation, cellular component: cell-cell junction. The annotation marks the transcript as partial. Gene Ontology annotation, molecular function: cell adhesion molecule binding. NCBI's taxonomy places the organism in Eukaryota, Metazoa, Mollusca, Bivalvia, Venerida, Veneridae.